Molecule: messenger RNA, 2485 nt
Organism: Nematostella vectensis (starlet sea anemone)
Lineage: Eukaryota; Metazoa; Cnidaria; Anthozoa; Actiniaria; Edwardsiidae
Product: transcription factor Dp-1
Exons: 13
Coding region: 323-1891 (522 amino acids)
Biological process (GO): regulation of cell cycle; regulation of transcription by RNA polymerase II
Cellular component (GO): nucleus; transcription regulator complex
Molecular function (GO): RNA polymerase II transcription regulatory region sequence-specific DNA binding; DNA-binding transcription factor activity, RNA polymerase II-specific
Source: RefSeq, a predicted model, not a curated record
ACCGCGAAGAUCGUUUGUCAGGGCCUCAAGUCGGUGCAAAAACAUGUCCGCUUGACUGGAACUCAGUAAUAUCAGAGAAAGAAAACCACCUGAAACUCGUAACAAGUGCUUGGGAGAUUAUAGCAAUGAGUAGUGUGCAAUAGUCCAACUAUUGGGGUAUAGACUCGAGGAAUUCUAACGUAAUCGGUGGCGAUUCCUUGUGAUCUUGGGCAAUUGAAGUUGGUUAGGUCAAAUUGUCUUUAUGCGCUCCACUCGAUUUUCACCCAUGCGAUCGCUACAAAUGUGAGGUGUUUUGUGCUGUAUAAUCUUGAGAAUUUUACAAAUGACUAACCCUGGGACUACGCUCACUAGUUUAUGGAUCGAAGGCCAACCGAGCCCAACUAAGAGUAGUCCAAAUUCAACGCCAACUAAAAGAUCUACCAGUCAAGGAAGCGACUUGAUAAAGUACUACAAAGAACCAGCACUACAGGCUCUAGCACGAGAGGCCGCUUUGAUUGAUCGCACCGGACAGUCAGAUAUAUCCUCUUCAAAAAGCACAACUAUAGUUGGAGCCGUAAUGCCAGUGGGGACACCAACAAAGAUGUCCCCCCUAAUUCUCCCUAAAUCUUCAGACAACCCUGGAUCCCCUUUGGUAGUGGGAACUCCCCCUUCUCAGUCUCUUAUUGCUGUCAGUAACAGCCCUCGGACGCCAGCAAUGAUAGCAGCUCCUAUAAUCCCAUCCCCUUCCAACACAUGGCCAAGAGUUGCAACACCUGGAAGUGGAAGGAAAAGGAGAGGAGACCUAGGAGAAAACGAUUUAAUGGAUAGCAUGGACAGGAGGAAGAGAGGGAAGCGUCUUCCUAGUGCUAGCCGCAGUGCAGUUGGAGAUAAAUCUGGUAAAGGACUUCGUCAUUUUUCCAUGAAAGUCUGCGAAAAAGUCCAGCAAAAGGGCACAACCUCUUAUAAUGAAGUGGCGGAUGAGCUUGUACGAGAGUUUAGUGAUCCAGAAAAACACAUGUCCCCUACUGACCAGGCUUAUGAUCAGAAGAAUAUAAGAAGGAGAGUCUACGAUGCCCUGAAUGUCCUUAUGGCAAUGAAUAUUAUCUCCAAAGAGAAGAAAGAAAUCAAGUGGAUUGGGCUGCCAACCAAUUCGGCGCAGGAAUGCCAAUCACUUGAGGAAGAGAAAAAAGACAAACGUGAUAGGAUAAAGCAAAAGACUGCACAACUACAGGAAUUAAUUUUACAACAAAUUGCAUUCAAGAAUCUAGUACAGAGAAACAGGUCUUCUGAGAAGCAGCAAGGACUUCCUGCAGCAAACACCACCAUUCACCUGCCGUUCAUCAUAGUCAACACCAGCAAAAAGACGAUCAUUGACUGCAGCAUAUCAAAUGACAAGUUUGAAUACUUGUUUAAUUUUGACAACACGUUUGAAAUUCAUGACGAUAUUGAGGUUCUGAAGCGCAUGGGGAUGGCGUUUGGGUUGGAGAAGAAGUCCUGUUCUGUAGAGAAUCUGAAAACAUCUAGGACCAUGGUCCCUAAAGCACUUGAACCAUAUGUUGUAGACAUGGCAAAGUCUGGUCCAGUUACCCUAGGGAUUACCAAUGUGAAUGCAAAAUCUGCCACCAACAAACCAAUGGUUUCUGCCACCGCCCGCAUGUCCCCUCUCCCAGGAGCCAACGCACCAUCACCGCCACUAGCCACAUCUCUUACACAAGGCGCCAUCAACUCGACAAACAACUCAAGAGCCUUAUCCCGGACCUCUAGGACAUCUUCAAUGGCUAGUGACAGCCUGCCAUCACAAAGAACCAUAUCGCCUUGCUCAUAUCCAUCCUCGCCAGCCUCAGUGUCAGAAGCAGAUUCUGACCUAUCACAGGACGGAUUUGUUGACAUUGAAGAUAACUCAAACCAAUAGACUGUCCCGUACAAGUAUCUUGUCGCAUAAAAAUGGGCUCUUUUGGUUUCAAGCAUAAUUUUAUAAAGCCUUGUAACAGAAUUAUGUAGGGCAGUAUUUCAUAUUAUUAGUAAUAUCUUACGAGCGUCUUGAUUUUUGGAGGGUGUACUGUAGGGGUCAGGGUUCGUGAAUGAUAUGAGCCUGAUGUUUAGUUUAGAACGUUGAUUUUAGAAAAGAUUCAAAGGGUUAGCUAAUCUGGUAAAUUUGACUUCUUUUUGAAGUCGAGUGUGUUGUAUAAAAGUGGAUUUUCACCAUGUACAAAUUAGAAAAAAUAUUCUCAGCCAUUAGCAUGAAAAAUAUUACGAAAUGGUUAAAAAGUCUUUGUUCUUAAACUAUGGUCACAGAAAUGGGAUUAAGCCCACUCAUGAUCUUACUGUAGUUUGUAAAUAAAAGUAACUCAUCUUAUCAAUCUUAUCCUAGAGUCACCUUGUUUGUAUUCUAGUUAUUUUGUAAGCUGAUGUUUCAGAGUUUUUACAUAAGUGUUCUUGCUGGAUCAAGCCGUAGUUAGUUCACAGACAAGGUACAACAUUGUACAGUAUUAAACUGUGACGAGUA